CCACCAUUCCUUCCACCGCAAAUCAGUCACCCGGUUAAAUCGAGAGCAAUUUUACCGUUUCCGUCCGGCAAAUUCCACUCUUCUUCUUCCUCCCGUCGGUCGGCCACCAAGCAAGCACAGACCCAGUCGCGAGCAAUGGCGGCCGCGCUCAGGAGGGCCGUCGCGCAGCGCUUCGCGGCCGCGCCGCAGGCCACCUACGGGAUGCGCCGCUUCACGCAGGAGCGGCCCGCGUUCCGCCCCACCAUGCCCCCGGACGCCGGGUUCUUGCCCCUGGCCGACCGGAUCCGCGACCACCUCGGCGUUUCCUUCCCGCGCAUCAACCUCGACGGCCUCGUCCCGCCCGCCGCUCCCCCUGCCCCGGCCCCGGCGCCGGCGAGAGAGGAGGCGCGGGCUGAUGUAGGCAGCCUGACGGUGGCGGAGGCGCGGAAGGUGCUGCGCGCCACGCAGAUGGAGGCGGCGCGGGCACGGGUGCGGGCGUCCCGCGAGGGCGCCGUGCCCUACGCCGACUUCCUCAGCCUCUGCUGCGACGCCGCGGGCGCCGACGCCGGACCCUCCGUCGCGCGCGCGCUCGACGAGUCCGGAUCCGUCAUCGUCCUCGGCAAGACCGUCUUCCUCAGGCCCGAGAUGGUUGUGAAAGCAAUUGAGAAGGUGAUACCCAUGCCGCGAGCCCCAGCCAUCGCCGAGAACGACCCUGCAAGGGAAGAGCUGAAGGCGAUGGAGGCCGUGAAGGCGGACAUCGACCGCAGAGCCACGCUCCAGGUGCGGCGGGAGCUGUGGGGAGGGCUGGCUGCCCUGGCCCUCCAGACGGCCGGCUUCAUGAGGCUGACGUUCUGGGAGCUGUCUUGGGACGUGAUGGAGCCCAUCUGCUUCUUCGUGACCUCGACCUACUUCAUGGCCGGCUACGCCUUCUUCCUCCGGACCAAGAGGGAGCCCUCGUUCGAGGGCUUCUUCCAGAGCCGCUUCCUGGUGAAGCAGAAGCGCCUGAUGAAGGCCCGGGACUUUGAUCUCCGCCGCUACAGCGAGCUCCGGCGAGCCUGCGGCCUUCCGUCGCUGCAAGCUCAAAGUAGUCCCUGCGAGUUCGCCCAGGAUAGCAAUUGCCAUUCUUACUGCCAGUGUCAUUGAUCUGUUAUUGCCAAUUCUUUGUGCCCAUUUGAUGUGGCUGCUCUUCAUGUACCGUUCUGGAACGCGGAGCGUACUCAUUGGAGAAUUUUAAGUUGGAUUCAGGUUAAAACUCGAAA
This is a messenger RNA of Lolium perenne, 1238 nucleotides long. Its product is annotated as calcium uniporter protein 2, mitochondrial. Gene Ontology annotation, biological process: mitochondrial calcium ion homeostasis; calcium import into the mitochondrion. Gene Ontology annotation, molecular function: calcium channel activity; uniporter activity. Gene Ontology annotation, cellular component: uniplex complex. Lineage: Eukaryota; Viridiplantae; Streptophyta; Magnoliopsida; Poales; Poaceae. The record is from RefSeq and is a predicted model, not a curated record.